AUGGCUUCGCGUUACAGACUGACGAUUGCCUCCAUAUGGAGGCUUGAAAGCGACGGUAUCGACCAAGUGACCAAAUUCUUCAAGGGUUUGCCUCAUGGAUCUGAUGGGUUCUGCAAGUACGAGUCAGCACACGACGCGUUUUCCAUUGAUAACUGCAGUACGUCUUUAUCUGCUUCGGCAGUUGCCGAGUAUUUGGCUGGCUUCAUUGAGAAGGAAAAAGAAAAUGAUUUGCUUGAGUGUCCAAAAGUCACCCGACUCUCUGUGCCAGCCGGUCCUGAGGAAGAAAGUGGAGAGAUGCUCUGUGGGGACGAAGAUCAACUUAUUGAACAGCUCCCACCUCCCGAGGCGCUGAGGCUUCCAGUGGUAGUCAAGUUUUGGCAGGAGGAUGAAGCAGCUAUUGACUGCUUUGUCAAAGCUCCUCGAUCUAUACUUACUGCUAUUACCCAAGCAACUGGAGCACAGGUGGACAUCGAGGCAAGCAACAAGAGAAUCCGAAUCACUAGCAUGGAACAAUGGCAAGCUGACAACGCCAUGGAACGGCUCUCCAACGUCCAUUCAUACUUGGCAAGUUCUCUAAUGAUGGCCCCUCAAGUUGCGAACAUCCUCUAUGUUGGUGAUGCUACGGAGUACAGACUUCGAAUUGUUCCCUACAAGUCUUUGAACGAUGCUGCCACCAGACGUGUCUUAGUUGACGGCCCUGAGUCUAAAUUGAUCAAUCACCUACAUACUAUGUUCGUUACAGUGAUGGAGAUUAUCGAUCCAGAGUCUCGUGAGUUGAGAAUCCCGAAGAAUAUCACCAUUCCGCCACAACUCCCAGAACAGCAACGAGGACAAACCCGUAUCUGGGACGAUUUCAAAUUCCAAGAGCUUGGAGAUGCCUCGCUUCUUCCCAAACUACCCGCUGCCUCAAAAGAAGAUCCAGCUGCGAAAUCCUCCCUGAAAAUGGACUGCGUGCAAGAAGACGAACCAAUUGUUGAUCACCCCUGGUUAUCCUACGAGAAGGCAUCCUUUGUAAACCGAUGGGUUACUGAAGGAGUGGAGGCUGGUGCUGUUGGAACGAACGUCUCCGAGCCAAACAGUACUCUUCCUCCUGAACCUUCUGCUGAAGUUGUGGAAGUACCCAAAUUGCCUUCAGGAUUAAAAAGACGCCAACCUCUACCUCCUGCUAAUAUUCAAGGCGUACCAAAAGUUCAGCAGCCGAUUGUUGAAAAACCACUUCCGAAGCCCAUUACAAAGCAACCUAUCAUUGAGCAGCCAGCCGUCGAGAAAAGAAACAAAAAGCCUGUUGCCGGAACGACUGUUACUGUGAGGCCCACCAAAGAAACCUCACAACAAGCAUCUAUCCCUCCUCCUAGGGACGUCCUACCAGCUUCAUUCAAUACUGGUGCAUAUGGCCAUCCAAGAAAGUCACCUCCACGUCGACCAGGAAACAAAUUUCCACUUAUGUAUACACGACCAAGAGAGCAUGGGAAACCGAUGAAAAAAGUACCAACACUUAUAGAUACAUCCACAUCUGCGACGGAAAUCAUGGCUUCCUCCAUACGAUCAAUGCCAUUUUCUCAAACAUUGAUUCCACUAAAACCUAGAUUAGACUCGUCUGUGGUUGGGCCUUCGGUCGAUGCAUCUCCUGGGACUACCGGAACAAUCGACUCUCUAGAGCAGCCUACUGAAGAAAAGCGAGAUCCUGCAGGAGAUAUUGAGUCAAAUGAAGAAAGACUCCGCAAGCUAAAACUCUCCACUAUGGAAUCCUCUAGUGCUUUUGAACGCCGUGCGCCUAGGAUCAUAGAUGGGGAACAAACUACUAGGGUCUUCCACCGCGUUAUGGGGCAAAAGACACCAGCUCCAGCGGUUACUGCCAAAAGUGAGACAAAAGCCGAGCAAAAGGCGAGAAAACAGGCCGCCUACUUGGACGCAUGGGGUUCUAUCCCGACGCCGCCCCCAUCCAAACCGGCUCAAGCUCCUGAACCCAGCCAGUGGAAAAAGGCAAAACUCACUAUGAAGGAAACUAUUGAUACUAACAAUGUGAAAGACCUUUUUGGCUGUCUUAAGCCUGUCCUCGAUGCUGUUCAAUACUUCACUGGCACGUUGUCGGUGGAAAUUCAACUGGGUCUCAUCCUCACUAACUCGGUUUCCAGUCUCCAUACAGGACGAACACUUGACCUCAAAGCCUGGAAUCCUCUCUUUCGACCACGGCACGGUCUACCAGGCCUCACUACAGUGUUUAACCAAUUCUUGACCACUUCUGGAACAGAUAUCGAUUACUUAUUCGAUCUUGGCGCUGAGGAUGACACUGAUACCCAACAUUAUUUCGAACAGGAUCCCACAACUCGCCAAGUUUGCUAUGAAUUCCACUGCCAAACAAAGGAUAAUGCUGACAUCAUCAUCGUUGUGGACGAGUCUGGAGCUGUGACUAUUAAUCGCCCUGACGUUGUCUUAGGAGCUGCAAAUGUUCAUUUUCCUUUGAAUAUUUGGGACCUUCGAGCCACAGUUAAGGGGUCCCAAGAGUACACUGCGGCACCUGAAAGUGGAAUCCCAGAGACUGUCAAGUGUAUAGUCGAUAACUUAUAUAUUCCACCAAACCGGUCUAGGAUUAUCAUAUUUACUCGUGUCCCAGAGGAUAGUGCACUUCGGAUCACCAAGAUUCUGAUGAAACGAACCACUCGCCACAAGUACGUUGGCAAGUAUGUACUUGACAACCACUCGGAGUCAUCUAGUUCCAAUAGUGAGCAGCCAGUGUUCCUUCAGAUAACUGAAGUCCAGAGAUUGAUCUCUGGCAACAACCCAGCUGAUAAAAAUGCUAUCCGUGUACGCUCCAUCAGCCCUGAGGCCAUGGCUGAAGGCUCUCGACUAUGGUAUGAGGCAUCUAUUGUCAGUCCUGCCAUUGAAGAAGUCUUCAAAGCAAACAAGAACCUUACCGUUGGAGAACGUGUCGACUCAUGGCGCUCUGACGACUUACUUGGUAUUGAAUCACACCUCGGGGGAAACAUUACUGAGACUGACCGGCCAGAAGAAUUCUUGACAAAAGCAGAGCGAACCAUCGGCUCCUCUGGAAUCGGUAGCCUAUUUCGCGUUGCAAGAAAGGUUGUGGAGAAGGUUGAUGUAGUUGGUUGGGCUAAUUAUACACCUGCCAAUUUCAUCCAAGAUAAAUACCCAUCUCCACUAGCUUCUGCUGGGGUUGGCCCGUUUGUUUUCUCCCAGACAGAGGGUGGUAAAGACAGAUCUGAUUACACUACCAAGAGCGUUACCCCAACCCAGGAUGACCUGAUCCCUUAUUGGUAA
Messenger RNA from Nannizzia gypsea CBS 118893, 3279 nucleotides. RefSeq lists its product as hypothetical. The record is from RefSeq and is a predicted model, not a curated record. NCBI's taxonomy places the organism in Eukaryota, Fungi, Ascomycota, Eurotiomycetes, Onygenales, Arthrodermataceae. The transcript is spliced from 6 exons. The coding region runs from base 1 to 3279 and encodes 1092 amino acids.